Molecule: messenger RNA, 1320 nt
Organism: Fonticula alba
Lineage: Eukaryota; Rotosphaerida; Fonticulaceae
Exons: 6
Coding region: 1-1320 (439 amino acids)
Biological process (GO): protein ubiquitination
Molecular function (GO): protein binding
Source: RefSeq, a predicted model, not a curated record
AUGUCCUCCACGCACAAUUCCACCAAGAGGCCCCCCCUCCCCGGCGGCGCCGGGUCCUUCAGCCAGGGCGGCCAGCCGCAGGCGCGGCCGCCUGCCCCGCAGCCGCGCGCAGUCCUCUACGGCAUUAAGCAUCCGUCGAUGGCCAUGUGCUCGCUGCCCUCCUCGGCUACCACCGGGGUCGGCUCCGACGAGGCGGCCCGAUUCCUGGUCGGGUCGGCCACCACGCGCGGCCCGGCCGAGGUCCACCUUCUGGAGGUGUCCUCCGAGCCGGCGGACCCGGCCGCCGACGCCGGCGACAGCUGCGGCCCCAUCCGAUCCUCCUUUUACCACCACCCCCGUGGGCAAAUUUGCGACAUCUCCUCCUCGCCACACAACUCCUCAUGGUUCGCCACGUCCAGCGUCGAUGCCGCCUCCGGCGAGAACUUUGUCACCGUCUGGGGAGCAACCUUCCCCUUCUCCCCGGGCUCGCCCUCUCUGCCGGCAAGUGGAAAUCCCGGCGACAACAGCCCCCCUCUGAAGAUGAUUGCCUCCCUGUCCGGCCUCAAGUCGCAGGUCAACAACCAGGGUGAGUUUGCCACCAUCGACCAGGCUGGGGCUCUGUGCCUGUUCAACUUCGCCGGAUCCACUGCCACGGCCACCAACCCGGCUCCAGCCAAUCGCACGGCCACCAUCUCCACGGCGGACUUUGGCGUGGCCAACCCCAGCCCCCUGCUGGCUUGCUCGUGGAACCCCCACCAGGACGCGCAGAUUGUCACUUCGGCUCAGGAUGGCUCCCUCACGGUGUGGGACAUCCGCAGUAAGCGGCCUGCCAUUCGGACGACCUCGGCCCACGGCCUGAAGGUCCCCGUUCGCGCAGUCGACCAUAACCCCCUGGCCGCGUCGUUUCUCGCAUCCGGGGGCGAUGACGGGUCCGUCCGGAUUUGGGACAUACGCAACAUGGGCUCCGGGCCGGUGAAGACCACCCUUUCCCACACGCACUGGGUCUGGUCCGUGGAGUACAACCACUUUUAUGAUGAGCUGCUCCUGAGCGCCGGCUCCGACUCACGCGUGCAUCUCGAGAAUGUCGGGUCGCAUGUGUCCGGAUCGUCGAGCUACUCUGCCGGCGAGUCGACGCACUCGGACUCCGGCCUUCCGGCCUCCAGUCCCACCCCCUCGCGCAGCCGCGCCGGGCCGGUUCACACGUACACCCCCCAUGAGGAGUCGGUGUACUCGGCCCGGUGGUCUGCCUCUGAACCUUGGAUCCUGGCCUCGGUCUCGUAUGAUGGCCGUGUGGCCAUCAAUGUUGUGCCGCGGAGUGAGAAGCUGCGCCUCCUGUUGUAG